GAUAAUUGACGCACAUGUUCGCUUGUGUGUAAACAAACUAGUGUCGCGUUGUGAAAGGUAGAACAUAACAGUGAAUGUUUUGUUGGAAGUGUACAUAUUUCAGUCGUUUGCCGUGCUGGUGAAAAACCUAUAACUAUUGUUCGCGAAUAAAGAAUAACAACAAUGAUAGUAUCUGAACAAGGUGAUGCUUCCCAUGGUGCAGAUGGUGAAGAUUUUGCAUCAAUGGAGGAAGAAUUAAAUACCAUGAACCAGUCACCUACAGAGAUGCUGCAGUGAUUCAGUGCGAUUACAGAUUUUUAACCUGGAAAAACUUCUCCUUUUUGUUAUUCAUUACUUAAUGCAAAUAUGGUACUUGUGUUCAAUGGAGUUGUACAAAAUGCACCUCCGCCUAACUUACAUGCAUUUCUACAGACUAAUCCUGAGAUAAGAGAACAGUCAGAGAAGUUUUUAGAGAUUCCAACAAAAACUGUAGGACCACAUGGACUACUCUAUGUUCACCAGGGAGAGCUUGCUGUCACUGAGCCUAAUGACUCAAAUGUAGAGGUCUUAGGAUCUGAUGAUGCAACAACAUGUAUUAUUGCUGUACUUAGACAUCCAGUUUGUGGGGCAGUAGCUCUGUCCCAUAUGGACGGUGGAGGAGUUGCAGACUGUGUGGCCAGAAUGAUUGAGAGUGUUAAGCAGAUUGCUGGUGGAAGCUCUGAUGGAAAGAUGGAAUUACAAGUGUUUGGAGCUUUUGGAUAUGCACAGAACUUUUCAGAGACAGUAUUUGAUUCUGUAAUGAUAACCUUCCAUAAACAUCCCGAAAAGGUUAAUGUCACACUUGCAUGUGUUGGAGAUAUCAACACAACUGUGAAAGAUGGCAAACACUGGCCAUCAUUGUAUGGAGUAGGAAUUAAUGUCAAGACUGGUGAAUUGUUUCCUGCUGUGUACAAAGACAGAGGACCAGAUGAAGGUCUACGGCAUGCACGACAGCUGUGUAGUAAACUAAGAAUGAUGGAAGUAUACAAUAAUGAGACAAGAAUGUUGAAGAUAGGCCCAUUUGAUUAUUCACCUUUGAAUGACGCAGAGAUGUGGCUGAAUCUACCUGAUGAAGUUAUUCUGCAUUACAUGAGCACAUCCCCUGAAGUUGAACCACCCCAUUUUGUGUCACAGAUUCGGAAGGCACUGAAAUGUAUGUUAGAUCACCCCUCUCCAAUUAACACAAUAUUCAAAUUCAACAAACCUCGGUGUUAUGUACGAGAUGAGACCAAUAAUGGAUGGGUACUUGUUAAAAAAUAAUGUGUAUAAUUUUUGUUAUUGAUGAUAUUUAUUUUUAUUGUUUUUAUUAUAAUAAAUAUUGUUAAUUGAA
Schistocerca nitens (vagrant locust) is the source of this 1348-nucleotide messenger RNA. RefSeq names its product protein N-terminal asparagine amidohydrolase-like. The coding region runs from base 346 to 1278 and encodes 310 amino acids. The transcript is spliced from 9 exons. Gene Ontology annotation, biological process: ubiquitin-dependent protein catabolic process. Lineage: Eukaryota; Metazoa; Arthropoda; Insecta; Orthoptera; Acrididae. The record is from RefSeq and is a predicted model, not a curated record. Gene Ontology annotation, cellular component: nucleus. Gene Ontology annotation, molecular function: protein-N-terminal asparagine amidohydrolase activity.